Chiloscyllium plagiosum (whitespotted bambooshark) is the source of this 2613-nucleotide messenger RNA. It is a transcript of the gene rpp38, whose product is annotated as ribonuclease P/MRP 38 subunit. The record is from RefSeq and is a predicted model, not a curated record. Gene Ontology annotation, molecular function: ribonuclease P RNA binding; ribonuclease P activity. Gene Ontology annotation, cellular component: fibrillar center; ribonuclease MRP complex; nucleolar ribonuclease P complex. NCBI's taxonomy places the organism in Eukaryota, Metazoa, Chordata, Chondrichthyes, Orectolobiformes, Hemiscylliidae. Gene Ontology annotation, biological process: tRNA 5'-leader removal.
CACAAUCCCAACGUGAGCACUUGUGCGCACGGUGUGGGAGUACGUCUGCCCGCCUCCUGUAGCACGGCUGUGGGAGGUUGGAGUUCUGCACUAGGGGGCGGGAGGAUCUUCCGCUGGCUGGAUCCGCCAACGCGUGAGGCAGCAACGAAAUAUAUCUGCGUUGGCAAGAGUUUUGAACAUUGUUUCCUACUUGUGGUAAAUGAAAACAUGGAAAGUCCAGCCCAAGUUGCAAAAGGAAAAGGGGUACGGAAAGCAAGGCUUCCAUCUGUUAAGACUUCAUUCAACAAUCCUUACAGUAUAGAAUGGAUACCCUUGGAAAGGAAUAUCAUGACAUUUAUCCUGGAAAAUCUAACAAAAGCAUUUCAAGAGACUGGCUUAUGCAAAGUUGAACCUAUUGUAAAGCCCAGGAAACCAAAACCUUCCACGGCAUCAAGAAGUCAAGCAGAGAGAAAUAUGGAAGGGAAUAUUGGAGAAAGUGAAGAUCAACAGGAGACUGAAGAGGUCAAAGAAUUGAAGGAAGAGCAUGUGAUGAUCAGCAUUCAAGAACCUAAACAAGGAUGGACUAAUGUGGAGCUUAGGAAACAGUUGGCAAUUGGGAUCAACGAGGUUACUCGGGCUUUGGAGAGAGAUAUGUUGUGUUUGGUUCUGGUGUGUAAAUCAGUGAAACCCCCUUUGAUGACUCAUCAUCUCAUCCAAUUGAGCGUGAGCCGGCAGGUCCCUGCAUGCCAAGUUCCCCACCUGAGUGAAACAGUGGCACCAGUGCUUGGUCUGAAAUCUGUACUUGCAUUGGGAUUUAAAAAGAAUUCAGAAGCUUUUACUGAGACGGUUAAUGCUAUUACUCCACAAGUACCUCCUUUAAAUGUUUCAUGGAUACAGCAAAGUAAGGUAGUUGUAAAUGCUGAAGAACUGGACACAAAUGUGGAAGAUUGCACUGGUGAAAUUCCAAAGCUUGAAGUAACGGAGACUGCGCUUCCCCAAAGUCAAAAGCGUAAAUUCAAUGAAGUGUCAUCAAAUGAUACUCCAACGAGCAAAGCAAUAGGGGUGACAUUGCUGCCUCUGAAAGUAAAGAAGAUAGUUCCAAAUCCAAAUAAAAUUCGAAAGCCAAAAAAGAAUAAGAAAAAUAAGUAAACAUCAGAUUGUGGAAACUUAAAUGUAUACAACUCAUUUUUUGGUUAGUAUCUGUUGACUGAAAAGAUCAGUCGAAGGUGUCGAUUCUUCAUCAGAACUGUUGUAAAUUUCAGAUUAUAAAGGGAUGGAAUAAAGACUGACUUGUCAAAGUUCUUAAAUAUUUAAUAUACCAGCUUGUUAAAACAAGCAGAUUUAAAAUUGUGUUACUCUUUUAUUUUAAGUCCUACAUGGGAUCUAAGCGUGACUGAUAAGGUUAGCAUUUGUGACCCAUUCCUAGCUGUCCUUGAGAGGUGGUGUUGAGUUGUCUUCUUAAACUGCUGCAAAAUUAUUAUAUACAGCUAUAUCCACAGUGCUAUUAGGAAGGAAGUUGACAGGUUUUGAACAAAGAAUCCUAGCCAUUUGAUGGAUUGGUUUUAUAAUUGUAUAAUUGCUGGGCAGUACAGAACUUGAGUAUUGCUGAAAGAAAAGAGACAUUGCUUUAUUCUGAUGGUCAUCAGGGUAGAACUAUAAUAAUAACAACAAGAUUUUACAGUUUAAUUAAUAUUAAAAGAUUCGUGCAUUGCUGGCUCGACCAUCAUUUGUUGGGAGUCCUUGUCCAUGAAGCACAAAAGCCAGAAUUCAAGUUCAGUGGGUAAUAUGGAAUCAUAGAGUCAUAGAGAUGUACAGCAUGGAAACAGACCCUUCGGUCCAACCUGUCCAUGCUGACCAGAUGUUGGGCUUUAUUUCAAACGAAAUGCAGUAUAAAGUUGAGAAGAAACCAGGUGGACACAGCUGGAAUACUGUUGAUGGGUUUGCCCCUCAUCUAAGUAAGUAAUUACUGGCAUUGGAGGCUGUCCAGAAAAUGAUUACUUGGUUGUCACCGGGUUUUUUAGAGGGACUUUCAGGAGAAGUUGAAUAGAUUGGGUCUAAACUCAGUGGAAUUUAGAAUAAGAAGUGACCUUAUUGAAACAUGCAAGAUCGUUGUAGGACUUUACAGGGUAGAUGUGGAGCCGUUGGUUCCCAUUGUGGGAUGGUCUACGAUCAGAGCAUAACCUGAGAAUAAAGGAUUGCACUUUUUCGAUAGAGAUGAAGAGGAAUUUCUUCUCUUGAAGGUUGUGAACCUGCGAAAUUCUUUACCGCUGAGAUCUGUUAAGGCCAGGUCAUCAAGUAUAUUCAAGGCUGUGAUAGAUUUGUAGUCAGCCAAGGAAUCAAAGAUUAUGGAAAAAAGGCAGAAGUUGAGAAUUAUAAGAUCAGUAAUAAUAUUAUUGAUAUUAUCAGAUUUUAUUAGGCUGAAUGGCCUACUAUGGCCUUAUGAUUGUAGAGAUAUUGCCAUGGAGAAAGCUAACUGUUCCUUGGUGCUAUCAAAAGAUUUAUUUAAAGUUGGUAGUUCAAGGUGUUCAAUGGGGAAUGCACCAAGGAAUGACUGUCCCUUCAAGCAUUUGUUAAUUGAAGAGGCAUAAUGUGUGAACAUAUUCUCUCUGUUUGCAAAAUAAAGCCCUGUAUGUA